Molecule: messenger RNA, 351 nt
Organism: Letharia columbiana
Lineage: Eukaryota; Fungi; Ascomycota; Lecanoromycetes; Lecanorales; Parmeliaceae
Exons: 2
Coding region: 1-351 (116 amino acids)
Source: RefSeq, a predicted model, not a curated record
AUGCUUGAAUUCGAUGAGAGCCUAAGGGUAGGUGUCGAACCGAUUGAGACUGACGAUAUCUGCGCUGUUCUCGUGGAGAGAAGGAGCGGGGCUGGAGACCUGAUGAUUCAUGGCAAUAAAAGACUCGUAGCUAUCAUACCGGGACCGACCCAAACCGACGAGUACAUCAUCGUGGCCAUGAGGGUCAACGAAGACUGCAAGACAAACGGCAGUCCGUCUGACCAGAAGCUCGUGGAGACUGUUGAAAACAUGGAUUGUGGAUACCUCAGUCCUCCUCAUCAAGGAUCUUUCGACAUACUCGCUCGUAGUCAUGGGAACGCGUUGAAGAAGAGUGCAGUUGGAGAACAGUGA